Messenger RNA from Wasmannia auropunctata (little fire ant), 1340 nucleotides. Its product is annotated as RWD domain-containing protein 1. The coding region runs from base 194 to 913 and encodes 239 amino acids. Lineage: Eukaryota; Metazoa; Arthropoda; Insecta; Hymenoptera; Formicidae. The record is from RefSeq and is a predicted model, not a curated record. Gene Ontology annotation, molecular function: protein binding. The transcript is spliced from 4 exons. Gene Ontology annotation, biological process: cytoplasmic translation.
UUUUGACAAUAUUACGUAAGAGGACAUUAGCUCGAAUUUCUCGCGAAAAGUCUAGAGAAAAUCCCUGCAAAAUUACUCAUGUCACACACUCACACGCGGACGGCUUGAUAUGAUAUUUGUUGCUCGCUGAAAGUUGCAAAUUGUAUGUUUUUAGUGCCGAUAGCGCUUAGAGAUCGUAUUUAUUUUAUUGAGCAUGGACUACAAGGAUGAGCAGGUCAACGAGAUCGAGGCUUUGGAGUCGAUUUAUUGCGGGGAAUUGGAGAUUUUAGCAACAGAGCCGUUUUACACAUUCGCUAUACCAAUCAAGACGGAGGAAUACGAGCCAGAAACUGGCAACGGUCUCGGUUGUCGAUUAGAAUUCACGUACACGUCCAAAUACCCGGACGAGCCGCUGCUCAUAUCAAUCACGGAGCAAGAGAAUCUCGAGGAUGGCGAUGAUGAGAAGUUCAAGGCACACUUGGCCGAACAGAUGAAUGAAAAUCUUGGAAUGGUAAUGGUUUUUACAUUGGUUAGCGCGGCUCAGGAGUGGCUUAAUGUACAGUGGGAUAAAAUAAAACUCAGGAGAGAAGAGACUGCGGCACAAAAGCUGAAAGAAGAAGAGGAGGCGGAAAGGAGACGAUUUGAGGGAACCCGUGUAACCGUGGAGUCUUUCCUAAGCUGGAAGGAGAAGUUCGACGAAGAAAUGGGCUACACAAAACGGAGAGAAUUGGCGGAUCGCGAGGGCAAGAAGUUAACAGGCAGGGAAUUAUUUAUGACCGACAAGACAUUGGAUCAGUCGGAUCUUAAAUUCUUAGAUGACGGUGAUGCUGUAAAGGUAGACGAGAGCUUGUUCCAAAAUCUGGAUGAUUUAGAUUUAGAUGAUGACGACGACGACCCAGACUAUGAUCCAAAUAUCUCGGAUGAUAGUGCCUAAACAAGUUUGAUUCAGUAGCUACCAAAGUGAUUUGUAGAACAAAUUGAACAGAGGUUUACUAAAUUAUUGCAAAGAGAAAGAAAAGGAAAAAAUAUAUGUACAGUCUUGAUUACAAGUAUGAAGCAUCUUUCCUCUCCUCAAAUUGACGUUUUAUCUAAAGAAAAAUAAAUUGAGAAACAGUUUUAUUGAAAAAUAAUAUUUAUUUUUGUAAUAUUUUUAAUAUUUUGUUAGUCUUUCUUUAGCUUUUAUUACCAUCUUUUUCUACAAAAAUGCAAUAAAUUGAGGGAUGCCUUAUAUUUAUGACCAAAGUUGUAUGUGUUGAAAGAUAUAUUUUAAGAAUUUCUCUUGCAAGAUGUAUCUAUCUAGUAAAAAAAAUGACAGUGGUAAAUGAAUCAUCAUGGUUGAAAUAAAAAACAUAUUUCUUCAA